Cuculus canorus (common cuckoo) is the source of this 4803-nucleotide messenger RNA. It is a transcript of the gene CALCRL, whose product is annotated as calcitonin receptor like receptor. NCBI's taxonomy places the organism in Eukaryota, Metazoa, Chordata, Aves, Cuculiformes, Cuculidae. The record is from RefSeq and is a predicted model, not a curated record. Bases 239 to 1642 code for a protein of 467 amino acids. Gene Ontology annotation, biological process: adenylate cyclase-activating G protein-coupled receptor signaling pathway; cell surface receptor signaling pathway; angiogenesis. Gene Ontology annotation, cellular component: plasma membrane. The transcript has 13 exons. Gene Ontology annotation, molecular function: calcitonin gene-related peptide receptor activity; calcitonin receptor activity; adrenomedullin receptor activity.
CUGCGAAUUGCAAACCUGUUCACUUCAUGCAGUUUUUCUCUCGGGUUUGAAGCAAAGCGGCAGUUUAAAUCGCGCCCUCGCUCGAACUCGGUUCUGCCCUCGGUUUUACACCAGGAAGCGUCUUCCAGCGGAGCUUUUCAGCUCCGUUUUUCCGUGGAUCGCGUCCCGCACCGGUUCGUGUCUCCGCAGUUUGAGUUUAUUCAGCUGUCAAACAAAAUUCGCUGCACCGGAUAUAAAAAUGACAAAAAAAGGGAUGACUUUUUUGCUGCUGUUCUUACCAGUUACUGUGUUUUUUGCCGCUGCUAUACCAUCUGAAGGGCAUCAGAAUAUGACAGAGGACUUCGCUCAACUCAGUGUUACACGGAAUAAAAUUAUGACAGCACAGUAUGAAUGCUACCAGAAAAUCAUGCAAGAUCCUGUUCAUAGGAAGGAAGGUCCUUACUGUAACAGGACAUGGGAUGGGUGGUUGUGCUGGAAUGAUGUUGCUGCUGGAACUGUGUCAGUCCAGCGUUGUCCUGACUACUUUCAGGAUUUCAACCCAUCUGAAAAAGUUACGAAGAUCUGUGAUCCAAGUGGGAAUUGGUUUAGACACCCAGAAAGCAACAGGACGUGGACAAACUAUACUCAGUGUAAUAUCUAUACCCGGGAAAAAGUGAAGACUGCGCUGAAUUUGUAUUAUUUGGCCAUCAUUGGACAUGGGCUUUCAAUUGCAUCACUUCUGAUUUCUCUUGGCAUAUUCUUUUAUUUUAAGAGCCUGAGUUGCCAAAGGAUUACCCUGCAUAAAAAUCUAUUUUUCUCCUUUGUUUGCAACUCUGUUGUAACAAUAAUUUCACUGACUGCUGUUGCCAAUAACCAGGAGUUAGUUGCAACUAAUCCAGUUAGCUGCAAAGUGUCACAGUUCAUCUACCUGUACCUAAUGGGUUGCAACUACUUUUGGAUGCUUUGUGAAGGCAUUUACCUACAUACUCUCAUUGUGGUGGCUGUUUUUGCUGAGAAACAACACUUGCUGUGGUAUUACCUUCUUGGCUGGGGUUUUCCACUGAUCCCUGCCUGCAUACAUGCCGUGGCUAGAAGUUUAUAUUAUAAUGACAAUUGCUGGAUCAGCUCUGAUACUCAUCUGCUGUACAUCAUCCACGGCCCUAUUUGUGCUGCUCUGUUGGUGAAUCUUUUCUUCCUGCUAAAUAUUGUUCGUGUUCUCAUAACCAAGCUGAAAGACACCCACAAGGCAGAGUCCAACCUGUACAUGAAAGCAGUGAGAGCUACCCUGAUUCUUGUUCCACUUCUUGGCAUUGAAUUUGUGCUGUUUCCGUGGCGACCGGAGGGCCGGAUUGCUGAGGAGGUGUAUGACUAUGUGAUGCACAUCCUUAUGCACUACCAGGGUCUACUCGUUGCUACAAUUUUCUGCUUCUUUAAUGGAGAGGUCCAAGCUGUUUUGAGAAGACACUGGAACCAGUACAAAAUCCAGUUUGAGCACAGCUUCAGCCACUCGGAUGCGAUGCGCACUGCCUCCUACACUGUGUCAUCAAUCAGCGACGUCCAGGGCUACAGCUACAACCACGACUGCACCAGCGAACACUUAAAUGGGAAGGGCUACCAUGACACAGAGAGCGUUGUUCUAAAAACUGAAAAGCUGUAUGGGUGACUGCCAAGGGCUCGACGUGUACCAGCAUGCUUUUUCCCACGGACUCCAAGUUUGAUUUAGCGACUUCACGGCCAGAAGAUUUUACCUAACUUGGGAUAUGUAUUUCUUCUGAAUGACACAAGCUAACCCAACACAUUUUUCGUAUGUAUGUAUGUAUAUGCGUGCAUAUAUACGUAUGUUUGUGUUUCUGUGUAUCUAUAUAGUAUGGACAUCUGUACAUACAUCUACCUAUCUGUACAUAUGUCUGUCUAUACAUACAUAUAUCUAUGUAUGUAUGUGCAUUUAUAUAGGGAUACAAACUUUGCCUCUUCAGUUUCUACUGUGUAGACAAAGUUGGCAAUUUUUUGUACAAAGGGAAUCAAUGAAGGAUUUCUUAUUUUCUUGGAAGUUUGUAUAAGACUGUGUUGUGUUGAAGCCACUUCAUUUCCCUGUGGAAUCUUAGAGUGUAAAUACUGUACUGAGUUGUCUUAAUUCAGUUUCAAACAGAACAAAGGAAAAUGCUUACAGUAGGUGCAAUAAUAACAGUAGAUUGUCCAGGUUAAUUUUUUUACUGUCAAAAAUGCCCAACAGGCAGUCUGAGAUAAGACUUGAACAAAUUGAUGGGUUAGUUAGGUCAAAGAUAUUGAUGGUUUGGUUUGACCAGUCUGGUUUGUUUAUUCCACUGUUUUAAACUAAGCAUGGAGACAAGUCCAAGGCUCUAUUUACUUCUGUACUGCAAUAUAACAGUUUACAGCAGGCUUUAAGCGAUUUUAUUUAAAAUAUUUCUGCAUAUACAGGAGUCUCUCCUCCUCCUCAAGUUUAUGGAAAUUUCUUACUGGCUUUAACACAGGCAAGAUCAAUGAGGCCUUACUGCCAAAGAGAGGAGCAGUAACCUGAAUAACUGUAAAUCCUUUCUGAUGCUAAUGCAUAAUUAAAGCAGAUGGAACUUCGCUGUGUGCUUAUGGAAUUUACUCAGCUGGGAAAAGAACACAUACAGAAUUCAUUGUAGUCAUGUUGUUGUUCUGUGUUAUUUUUAAGUAUUUCCCUGGCCAUGUGCUUGAUAAUUUAUUUCUUCAUCUAUGAGGCAAAGUUCUAACUAAUUUUGUGGCUUUUUGUUUGACUGAGAAAAGCACGCAAGACUGAGCGCAGUGCAAAUUACUUUAAAGCCAGUGCAUGAGAUUCAGAUUGAUCAAUCAAACUAAUGUUAGUAUUCGUCAUUAUUUGGCAAAUCCAAUAUAAAGUUUGCCUUAUGAAUGUUAAAAUCAUUAUGGAUUGAGAAUUCUAACAUUAUUUUGGAGGGCUUGAUUCUGAAUCUCUGUCUCAGUUGUUUAGCUUAGAGCAGUACUUUUUAAGUUGUUUCUUUGGUUCUACUGGUGAAUAAAAGUCUGACUGAAAAUGAGGAGGUGGUCAGGAAGGUCUUAAGAAAAUGUGGAGUUUUUUAUAGAAAUCUAUGGUUUUGUAAACCUUAAUGCUUUAAAAAAUAGUUAUUUUCUCAAGUGAAAUGACAAAAAUGCUCAAGAAUUGAGGGCAUCAUAUGAGUUUAGAAAAGUCUUACUAAAAAUCACAACAGUAGAAAAAGGUUUAAUUGGUUUAUUUUGCAGAUGUAUCUACUUCCUGUGGGGGGAAAAAAAAACCCAAAAUGAAGUAGAAGAAAAGUAGAUGCUGGAGUUAAUAGACUACUUUGCUAAUGUAUAUCUGGUGCGUGUAAGCCAGUCAAAUGAGACUUCUUUCUAAGACCACUUCAGUUUUACAUGCUUAAUUUCUUAUAUGAACAACUUGAUUUUAACAUUUAUACACUUCUGUUAGUAGCCUUUCUGUAAGUUUCAUUAGCAUCUAGUUAAUUUGCUGUCACACUGUUCAUUGGUUUGUAACUUCGUAAGGCUUUAAAUGCUUUGUAUUUAGAAGGGAAACACUAGGACGAUGCAGUAAGUUCACGCCACUUGCACCUUUCCAUAGUUUUUUACAGUUCUUAUGUCUGGAUGCUGAAUUUAGGAAGUGUUUUAUUAACGAUUUAGUUUCAUAAUACAGACUCUCAGCUAGGAUGCCCAGAUUGAGUUUCCUGUUCUUAUGCAAGGCUGUCUGAUUGAUUGAUGGGAACGAUUUGAAAACUGGUUGGAUUCUGUACUUCCGAAUAGUGUGAAAUUUGGCAGGCAGAAGUUACAAUCUCUUAAACGAACAUGGUAAUGGUAUCUGCUACAGCAUGAUUAGAGGUUGCUUACAGCUCUGCUUGCUGAUCUGUGUAGUGUUACUUAAAAUCUGUGCAACGUUCUGAAAAUACUAGUGGUGCAGAAAAUCCCUGCUCUGAUGCAGCAGCUUUACACUUGGCGGACCAGAUCAUCAACUGGUAUCAAUCUGUCUCAAGAUCCAUUUUCAGACUCAGUGGGUACCAGCUGAGGAUCCAAAGCCCAGGCAGAUUUCUGUCCAUUCAAAAGUGCCUUGAAGCCCCUAGUGGAAUAUUAAUAGGCAAUUAUUUAAAUGGCAUCUGUUGGGUUAUAAUUAAAAAGGAUGUGACUGUUUAGAGUGUGAUAAAACAUUAGGUUUUGAAUUGAGCUUCCUUAUCAGCUAGGCGGUUCAAAUUUAAUAGCCUAAAUAUUUUUAUGGUUGAAGCAAAGUACUAGUUGCUAAUUGCUCCCUGUUCUCUGGCAGAGAAGGUUGUAAUGUUAAUUUAGGAGGGAAAAAUUGUUUUUCCACGGAAAUCAUCCUACUUCUAGGUGGAUGAUCACAACAUACAAACACGUGUCUUCACUAUGGACAAGAAACACACAUCCACCUGGAUGUGCAAGAAAGCGGUGGUGGCUGUGGAGGGUUACAUGGCACAGGAGAGCUACAUUUCCCCCUCCUCCCGAGGUUAACCUGUUUCCUAUUUUGCAUUGGCAAAUACAAGUUCCCUAUUUUAGUCUUCCUACCUCACCUUUCUCAGUUCCUACACAACAAGACAAGGGUCUGCUUCUUAAAAUGUUUUUCUAACACAAUAAAUUAAAAUAGAAUCCUUAUGCUGAUUUCUCAUGCCUUAUUUUCUGCUUUACAGAAUGUUGUGUUCCUUACUUGUGUUCUCUGGGAUGGAAGUAAACUCUGUUUUGGUAGGGCUCUGAGAUUCCUUUGAACAUGCACCUGUUAUUAUUUGCUCUUAACUUUUUGUUAUUUAGUGAGGAUUUAUUAAAUCAGUCGACAGAAAAUACUUG